Penicillium canescens is the source of this 1116-nucleotide messenger RNA. RefSeq names its product zinc-binding alcohol dehydrogenase family protein. NCBI's taxonomy places the organism in Eukaryota, Fungi, Ascomycota, Eurotiomycetes, Eurotiales, Aspergillaceae. Bases 1 to 1116 code for a protein of 371 amino acids. Gene Ontology annotation, molecular function: oxidoreductase activity, acting on NAD(P)H. The record is from RefSeq and is a predicted model, not a curated record. The transcript is spliced from 3 exons.
AUGUCUACUCAUCACGCAAUCAUCGCUACCGGCAUCAAAGAGCCAUUGACGCUCCAGCAAGUUUCUACUGCUACCCCAAAGCAGCAUGACAUUCAAGUUCGAGCAGAAUGGAUACCAUCUGCACCACUGGAUGUUUUCCAGGUUGAUGCCGGCUUGAUGGCUCAGUUUCCUUUACGUCUCGGUGACAGUGUUGCCGGAACUGUAGUCGCAGUCGGUUCCAGCGUCCACCGCCUCAAGGUCGGCGACCGAGUAUUUGGAUUCGUCUUCCACACCCAAGAGGAAAAGGGUCAACAGAUUUAUGUGACUGCACCCGAACAUCUCUUUGGAAAGAUUCCAGACGAAGUCUCCCUUGCCGCUGCAGUUACCAUUCCCACGAAUUUUGUGACCGCUUUCCAUGCUCUGUCAGAAAAGUUUGAGAUUCAGCUGCCAUGGCCCUGCCCUCAAGGCUUUGUGUCUCACAACCACGAAAUUCCGAUCCUGAUCUGGGGUGGUGGUAGCUCAGUUGGUCAGUUUGCGGUCCAGAUUCUGAAGUACUGGGGAUACAAGAAUGUCAUCGUCACUGCAUCCCCCAAGCAUGAAGGGAAGCUCAAAAGAUAUGGUGCAGCCCAUGUCAUUGAUUAUCGCAGCCCUGAUGUUGUGGAUUCUAUCGUGGAUCUUUUGAACGCAAACAAACCUUCCAAGGCUAUUCGUGUUUUUGAUUGCGUUGACUCUAAGUUCGGCUCCUUGCUUCCUAUCUCACAGAUUGCGAACCAAGCAGGCUCCAAGGUUGCAGCUGUUCUACCAGUUGUAAUCAAUGGUCCGUCUGAUGAGAACGGACUGCAGCUAUCUGCUGAUGUCUCUAAGGAGGCAGAUUGGGUACCAGGUGUUGAAGUCCAUAGCAUUGUCAGCUACACCUAUGAAGCGAAUGCCUUUCUGAAGGACAAUCUCAUGCCGGAUAUUUUGCCAACUCUCCUUUCUCAAGGGGCAAUUGAACCAAACAAACAACGAGUCAUUGAAGGUAACACCUUAUUAGAGCGAGCUAGCACUGCUCUGGAUAUUAUGAGAAGUGGCACCGUCAGUGGGGAAAGACUCGUCUGGAAGGUGUGGACUGCUGAAGAGUUCCCGGAGUACCAGUAA